GCUUUGAACACCGCCCUCUACUGGAUCGGAGGCGCGAUUUAGCAACGCUAUCGUGAGAGUCUGCGGAGGAGCCAGAGCCACUGUAUGAUGGAUCGUUUUGCCAUAUAAUAGGCUAAUAGUGCAUAUCUUUGAUAGAUCCGUGGAAGUUGAGCGCCCCAAUUCGAGCCGUACCUGUGUUCACCUUGACAAGGUUCACUUUGACCCCAAGACACAAGCAAGCGACCAGGUGCCAUGCAGGGUCCUCUGCGAUGGGUGCUGUGGGAUGUGAAAGACACCUUACUGAAAGUACGCAGCUCAGUGGGAAAGCAAUACUGCAAGGAGGCUGAGAGGAGGGGUCUGAGCCUCAACACAGCGGAGGUUGAAGCUGCCUUCCACCAGGCCUAUCGACACUAUUUCAGCCAUUACCCAAACUAUGGCGUCACUCAGGGCCUGGAUGGACAGAUCUGGUGGACAAAGGUAGUGAAGGACACUUUCUCCAAGUGUGGGGUGCAAGAUCCAGGCCUGCUAAACACAAUGGCUCAAAACCUUUACCAGGACUUCUGCAGCUCAGAGAACUGGGAGGUAUUUCCAGACUCCAAGGCAGCCCUGGAAAGUUGCUCCUCUCUGGGACUGAAGAUGGGUGUGGUCUCCAACUUCGACAGCCGCCUAGAAGGCAUUCUGCGUUUGUGUGGCCUGUUGCAUCACUUCAGCUUCGUGGUGACAUCAGAACAAGCCGGUGUGGCUAAACCCGACCCGGCCAUCUUUCAGCAGGCCCUCCACAAAUGUGGCGUACCGGCAGCCAGCGUGGCUCAUAUCGGGGACCACUACGUCUAUGAUUAUGUCGCCUCCCGUUCUCUCGGCAUCCACGGAUACCUUUUGGAUAGACACAACAAGCACUGCUACGCCGACAUCCCCCCAGAGCACCGACUUACCUCCUUGCAUGAGCUACCUUCCCGUCUCCAGCAACACAUGAACUGAUAUCGUGGCUUCAAAAUGCUCACGGUCCAAGUGUUAUGUUCUGGAUGUACCAUACGCUCACCUGAGUGGAACCCUUACGCCGACUGUAGAGUUGAUAGUACAGAUUGGUUUUGUUUUUAUGUUCAUCAUCUCACCUGAAACUCCCUUAAUUGCUCAAAUUAGUUUAAAUGUUCUUUUUAGAAUUUAGUGCAAUAUUGAAGAAGAUCCAAUCACUUCAUUAAAGGACAAUUUCAGUUUUUUUUCUUGUUAUUGUUGUUGUUUUUAUACAACCCAGAUCUUAUUCUUAUGGUUUUUGCCACCGUCGAAUCAGUUAUAUCCUUUUACUCACUGGCUUCCUUGUGGAAGAUCUUUGGGCACGGGACCAGGGCUGGAUUCGGCCUUACAAUGGCGUCUUAAGGGCCCUGAAAUACAAUCUUUAAACCUGCCCUUUAAAGAAAAAAGAGUGCCUCAGACUGUUUACAUGAUUUCCCAUUAGUUAGGACUCCUCGGUUGCACUGACCGGGUCGUACGACAGUCGACGGUAAAUAAGAUGAUCAUUCCUGCAAGUGGAUACAGGAAGUAGCUCGGCAACGCAACUGACCAUUGCUGACAAUAUCGUACAUUUCACGUUAGAACUUUUAAGUUUCAUUUUUGUUUACACAUCCCAAUACAUAGUUUAGAUAACUGGGUUCAACUGAACUUGUUUAAACGCGUCCGACAGUCGUGAUCCACGGCCCCCGUAAGUCAUCAUAGUAAAGCGGUUUUCUAGCGGUGGGCCUACGUCCAAGAUCUCCACAGUCACACUGGUCUGCUGGACGGUAGAGCCCUAGGUUGUGAAAUAGCGGAAUUAUCCUUUAAAUAAGUUUAUCAUCUGUGCAUGGCUUUUCUUUUUCUU
Lampris incognitus (smalleye Pacific opah) is the source of this 1831-nucleotide messenger RNA. RefSeq names its product haloacid dehalogenase-like hydrolase domain containing 3 (gene hdhd3). The transcript is spliced from 3 exons. NCBI's taxonomy places the organism in Eukaryota, Metazoa, Chordata, Actinopteri, Lampriformes, Lampridae. The record is from RefSeq and is a predicted model, not a curated record. Bases 232 to 957 code for a protein of 241 amino acids.